Molecule: messenger RNA, 1124 nt
Organism: Salvelinus fontinalis (brook trout)
Lineage: Eukaryota; Metazoa; Chordata; Actinopteri; Salmoniformes; Salmonidae
Product: probable G-protein coupled receptor 139
Exons: 2
Coding region: 1-1083 (360 amino acids)
Biological process (GO): G protein-coupled receptor signaling pathway
Cellular component (GO): membrane
Molecular function (GO): G protein-coupled receptor activity
Source: RefSeq, a predicted model, not a curated record
AUGGAGGGGGACAGUGGCUUCAUCACUGUUCAGAAGGUCUACUACCCUUUGCUGUGCAUUCUGGGGAUCCCAGCCAAUCUUUUCACGUUCUACGUGAUCUGCUUCCGGAAGUGUGGAAUGUCUGACACGGCCAUCAUCUACCUAAGCUGCUUGGCCAUCGUGGACACCUUCUACCUGGUGUGGGUCAUCCUGCUGGACCUGACGCUCACCUUCUGGCAGCUUCAGCCUUUCUGGCACUCCCACCCGGCCUGCGGCAUUAUGGGCUUCCUGCAGUACGGCUCCCUAUACAGCUCUUCCUGGAUCGUGGUGGUGUUUACCAUCGAACGCUACCUGGUCCUGAGCAGCACGUCCGCCAAGCAGCACUUCUCCCAGGCCAAGGUUACUAGGCUGACCUGUGUGUCUAUCAUCCUGGUCUCCCACCUGGCCUCCGUGCCCAUGGGCUGGAUCAACGUGGUGACGCCGAAGAAUUUCACCAUAGAGGGGAAGAAUGUGACUCUGCCCUGGUGUCGCUACAGGGGCCAUAUCUAUUCUACUGUCCUGGUGUGGGUCACUACGUUCCUCUCCGGUGGCAUCCCCAUCAUCCUGGUCAUCAUCUUCAACUCGCUGAUCGGCCACCACCUGACCCGUGCCAGAAAGCUGUUUACCAAGGAGGAGCGGCGGGUCAUGCGGGGGGGGAGCACCAAGGGCAUGGUGCGGAGGACCAUCUUCCUGCUGGGCACAGUGUCUGUGACCUUCGUGGUGCUCAGCCUGCCACGCUUCGUCACCUACUGCAUCCUGCGCACCAAGUACAACCACGACUGGUUCGACCGGAACGACUACCGCAUUCCCAUCAACUUGAUUAGUGACCUGGCCAACAUGCUGCAGAACCUCAACUCCAGCACCAACUUUCUGCUCUACUGCAUGGUGAGCCGACGCUUCCGCCAGGAGCUGCUCCACACUCUCACCUGCAAGUCCAAGGCCCGAGAGUUGGGCUCCUUCCUCACCCAGACCACAAUGAAGGUGUUCUCUCUGGUGGACCAUAAAGUACCGCCGACCAGAGACCCCAUCACUGUAGUCCUCACCAACCUCAAACAGACCCAGUAGAGAGGAGGAGAAUGGGGGGGAAAGGACAAUGAUGUGUAUAA